Messenger RNA from Adineta steineri, 1299 nucleotides. The record is from the annotation of a GenBank genome assembly. Lineage: Eukaryota; Metazoa; Rotifera; Eurotatoria; Adinetida; Adinetidae.
AUGGAUAAUUUGCCAGAUACACAAAGUGAAUUAAACGCUGAAUCGAGCUCAACAUCUGAAGACGAUCUUGAUCCUCGAAUUCAAAUUGAAUUUGAUCGAUUAAAUUAUGCUAAUGAAGCAAUUAAUAGUUUAGAACUACAACUCGAUGAUGCUCGAAAAACAUUAAAAGAACUCUGGAAUAUAUCACAAGAAGAAUUAUGUUUAUUAGAAAAAAGUAUUGGUACAUCUGUUGCUAAAGCUAAAAGUUAUUAUGAAGCUCGAAUUAAACUUCGAGAAGCUAAAGAAAUCUUAACUAAAGCUAAACAUCGAUUUGAACGUGCACAAGCAUUACAUGUUGCUGCAAAAGAAUUAGCUAUUGCUUCGGCUGAUUAUAUUGAUGAAGCUGAACAAUCAAGCGAACAUGCUACAGAAUGGAGUGAAACCUAUCAUCAAGCUGUUGAAAAAGCAGCGAAUGCUGAACGAGAAAAAUAUUUAGCUGAUUUUGAUCAACAACGUGCUGAAGUAACUUAUUCUGAAAUAGAAGCAUUAGUUCAAAAAUUAGAAAAAGAUUCUCGACGUUCAAUCAAUAAAUCAAAACCAUAUUAUGAAAAGAAAGUGGAAUUUCAUAAAGAAUUAGAGUUCCAUAAACGUAAAGUAUCUGGCCUUGAAAAUUGUGUUAAUGAAGCUAAAUGUCAAUAUCAACAAUCAUUAAAAAAUCUUGAAAUUAUCAGUAAUGAAAUUCAUGCACGACGUGAACGAGGAAAACUACAAAAUGAACUCGGAGAAGAAACAUCAAAUUUUGUUGAAAAAACCUUUACUCAUACAGAAGAAACAACAACAAUAAUAUCACAACAACUGACAAUUAAUAGUCCAACAAAAUCUCCACAAAAAGAUUCUUCAAAUACAGUACUUCGUUCAUGUUUACUUCGUACCGAAACUUUACCAACUGGAAUAUUUACUAAUUCAAAUAAUCGACAUAUACCUGAAGAAAAUGAAGUAAUAAAACCAAACAAUAGUUUCAAUGAUCAAUUUAUUCUUUGUUCAAAACAAGCACCACAACCAAUUCUUAUUAAUAGUUCAAUAGGCGAAACCAUGACAUUAGAUGAUGAUCUUCGUGAUAGAGUCGAAAGUAUUUCCUCACAAUUAACAGAUGAAAAUGAUGAUCGAACACAAUCACUUCAUAUUCUAUCUGAUGAACAACUUGAUCAUUUAGCUUCUGUAUAUCAUCCUUAUUCAACAGAAUUAUCCUCAGAAACAGGUAUGCAUAAUCAAUCAUUCGCACAAUCAAAAAGCAUGAUAUCAGAUUCUAUGUUAUAUUAA